AUGCCUGCUAUUGAAGCACAGGCUACAGCUGAUGCCACCUCAGAACCUCCGCCGGACGGGGGUCUCAAGGCGUGGCUUCAGAUUGUUGCCGGACAUCUCGUUGUCUUCAACACAUGGGGCUACAUCAUCAGCUUCGGCAUCUUCCAGCCAUACUACAUGGAGAUGCUCAACCUUCCGGCCUCGGCCGUGUCUUGGAUCGGGAGCAUCCAGACCUGCCUACUAUUUCUCAUUGGCACCUUCUCUGGACGUGCCUUUGACGCUGGAUACACCAGGACAUUCCUAAUUAUAGGAUUCAUCAUGCAGGUGGUGGGAAUCUUCACGACGAGCGUUUCAACCACAUACUGGCAGCUGUUCCUUGCGCAGGGGAUUUGCCAGGGCUUGGGCUGUGGGCUUGUUUUUGCGCCGACGAUUGCCAACAUGUCGACGUAUUUUUCCAAGAAGAAGAUCCUGGCCUUGUCGGCGGCUGCUUGCGGCGGUGGAACUGGGGGCGUCGUCUUCCCCUUGAUUGCGCAGCAGCUGAUUCCCAAGGUCGGAUUUCGCUGGACGGUCCGAGUCAUGGGCUUUGUGGUUCUGGCUAGCAGCGUCAUCAUCGUUUCGCUCAUGAGAACGAGGCUGCCGCCGCGAAAGGCUGGCCCUCUGGUUGACUGGUCUGCUUUCAAAGAGUUGACCUAUGUCCUGUUUGCCAUUAGCAUGUUCAUCACGCUUUGGGCGACGUAUUUUGCAUACUACUACGCACGCCCGUACUCAAUAGAUCGACUCGACGGAUCUCAAUCGACAUCUUUCAAUAUGCUCAUGAUUAUCAAUGCUAUUGGCAUUCCAGGACGACUUGUACCGGCUUUCCUGGCUGACCGAUACUUUGGAGCCGUCAACAUGUUCAUCCCCACGAUCCUGGCCGCGGCGAUUUGCAUAUUUGCUUGGGCGGGCGUCAAUUCCAUCACUGGAGAUUACAUCUGGGUCGUCUUCUUUGGCUUCUUCGGCGCCGGCAUCCAGGGCAUGUUUCCCGCGACAACAGCCGGGCUGACCAAGGACCUGAGCAAGGCUGGUGUGCGAAUCGGCAUGAUAUUCACCAUCAUCAGCGUUGCAGCGCUUACUGGGCCGCCGCUGGCUGGAAAGCUGGUUGCGGUGGCUAAUGGAAGCUAUAUCGGAGCUCAGAUCUGGGGAGGAGUUUAUGCUUCCAGUUCUCUGGCCCCGAGCCUCCUCCGCCGCGCUCAAUCGCUAUCUGAAGAGCAUGAUGAUCUUCAAAAGAGCCUCAACAGCUCCUUUGACGCCACCAAGGCCAAGCGCGCGGGUGAAUUGGGCCGUGUAGCCUCCGCCCUACGAGCAUGGGAGACGGCCCAGUCGUCGAUUACAGAACUUGUCUCAAUGACAGAGGACCCAGACCAGGACCCAGAUCUUGCAUCUAUCGCCAAAGACGAGCUGGAAGGAGAGCGCGCGAAGCUGGACAUGCUGGAGAAGAGACUCAAGGAAAGUCUUACGCCGAGACACGCCUUUGCCGAUUUACCAUGCAUGGUUGAGUUUCGACCCGGGCCGGGAGGUCUUGAGGGCAGGUACUUCACCGACACGCUAUUCAAGAUGUACAAGGCGCUGUGCGCACGGCGAGGCUACAGGGCCAACGUGCUCAAGUACGAAAUGGCCGAGGCCGCAGGCGAUCAGUCCUCGUCCUCCGGCGAACAGCCCGUCCAGGAAGCCGUCCUCGAAAUCCAAGACCAGGGCGCCUACGACAUCUUCCGGGGAGAAGCUGGCAUGCACCGCGUGCAGCGCAUCCCCAGCACAGAGAGUAAAGGCCGAGUGCACACGAGUGCUGUGGCCGUUUGGGUUCUGCCGUCGUUUCCAGAAGGCGGCAGCGGCGCGGACAAUGUCGAUGUCGACGACCCGGAGAGCGACUUUUACGUCAAUCCUCAGGACGUCAAGAUUGAGACGAUGCGAGCCCGGGGAGCUGGUGGACAGCACGUCAACAAGACUGAGUCUGCCAUUCGCAUGACACACAUCCCUACUGGCACCGUGGUCUCCAUGCAGGACCACCGUUCGCAGCAGCGCAACCGCGAGGACGCGUGGAAAGUGCUUCGUUCCCGUAUUGCCAGCCAGCGUGCCGAACAGCGCGAAGAGGAGGCAUCCAAGCUUCGAAGCAGCGUCUUGUCACAGGCCCAGAUCACGCGGGGCGACAAGAUUCGCACGUAUAAUUACAACCAAGACAGAUGUACGGACCAUAGAGCCGGGAUGGAUGUGCAUAAUUUGCCGGAUGUGCUUGAGGGAGGAGAGACGCUGGAUAAAGUGAUGGAGGCGGCGAGGGAGUGGCUGGUGGGCAAGGAGGUUGAAAUGCUGGUCCUGGAGGAAGAGGCCAAGGCGAAGAAGUGA
Molecule: messenger RNA, 2355 nt
Organism: Trichoderma harzianum CBS 226.95
Lineage: Eukaryota; Fungi; Ascomycota; Sordariomycetes; Hypocreales; Hypocreaceae
Exons: 3
Coding region: 1-2355 (784 amino acids)
Biological process (GO): translational termination; transmembrane transport
Molecular function (GO): translation release factor activity; transmembrane transporter activity
Source: RefSeq, a predicted model, not a curated record